Molecule: messenger RNA, 1807 nt
Organism: Grus americana (Whooping crane)
Lineage: Eukaryota; Metazoa; Chordata; Aves; Gruiformes; Gruidae
Product: gamma-secretase subunit Aph-1b-like
Exons: 7
Coding region: 127-897 (256 amino acids)
Biological process (GO): Notch signaling pathway; Notch receptor processing; protein processing
Cellular component (GO): gamma-secretase complex; endoplasmic reticulum; membrane
Molecular function (GO): protein-macromolecule adaptor activity
Source: RefSeq, a predicted model, not a curated record
UGUGACGUCAGUCAGCCCCGGAAGGGUGGGGGAGGGGGAAGGGGGGUCGCGGGGCCGGUGCGGUUCGGUUUGGUCCGGUCCGGUCGGAGCCUCCGGGUCCCGUCCCCGGUCCCGUGUCCCGCCGCCAUGACGCUCGCCGUCUUCUUCGGGUGCACCUUCAUCGCCUUCGGGCCGGCGCUCGGCCUCUUCCUCUUCACCAUCGCCCGCGACCCGCUCCGCAUCAUCAUCCUCAUCGCCGGGGCUUUCUUCUGGCUGGUGUCACUGCUGCUCUCCUCCCUCAUCUGGUUUAUCGCGGUCAAAGCCAGCAACCCCCAGGAUGAGUCAUUGCAGAAAGGGCUCUUGAUAUUUGGGGUGAUGUUCUCUGUGUUGCUGCAGGAGGCCUUCCGCUUCCUCUACUACAAGCUCCUCAGGAAGGCCAUCGAGGGGCUGGUGGCCCUCAGCGAGGAUGGCUGCUCCCCCAUUUCCAUCCAGCAAAUGGCAUAUGUGGCUGGUGUGGGCUUUGGGCUCAUGAGCGGCGCCUUCUCCAUGAUCAAUCUCCUGGCAGACGCACUAGGGCCUGGCACUGUGGGCAUCCAUGGGGACUCACAGCUCUACUUCCUGACCUCAGCUUUUAUGACCAUGGUGCUGAUUUUCCUUCACACCUUCUGGGGGAUCCUCUUCUUCCAUGGCUGUGAGCAUCGGCGCUGGUGGGAGAUCACGGCAGUUGUUGUCAUGCAUCUUGCUGUUUCGGGGUCGACGUUUUGCAACCCCCUGUACGUGGGCAGCCUGGUGCCCUCCUACCUGCUGAUGGCCACUGCUGCUGCCUGGGCUUACCUGCUCUCAGGGGGAUCUGCCCAGAACGUGCGGCGCUUCCUGCUGUGUCUACGGAGCGGAGCCAGUCCCCAGCCGGCAUCCUGAGGCCCCACAGGAUGUUCCUGUCCCCAGCCACCCCUGCCCCCCCCUCCAUCCUGGUGGCAAGAGCGGCUGUCACCUCCUCUGCAAUAUCUUUUUGCCUGGACUGGGAGACCCUGGUCAGUCCCGGCGGGGCAGGCACAGAGGUCUGGCUGUGGCAGCCAGCUGACUGGUGUGGCUGGGGCUAGCUUGCUCCGAUGCCUGUUUGGGAGCCCUGGAGAACAACUCACUUUGGGAGAACCCGGCUUUGCUGGCCCAACUGCAAGUGGAGCCCCAGUUAGCCUGCCUGGGAAGGAUGCUACCUUGGACUGCCAGAGGCCUGAGCCCAAAGAAACCCAUCGCUUCUCCCCCUGCUGCAGAAGAUAUAUGCUGUCCCCUGUGCCGAGGUGGGGGCCCUGCAUCGCCUCCUCACUGCAGGGUGGAGGAAGUGACUUUGCAAAGCACUGCCGUGCUCUGGGUUGGGGCUGACCACUGUGGUCCUACUUUCUCCACCUUUUUGCCCAGCCUCGCUGCUCUGGCAGCCGCAGCCCUGGCACUGGACUGCAGUAACUGCAGUGAGCUGGCAUCCUGGUGCAGGGAGGCACGGUGCUGGGGGACCUGAGGGGACUGCAGCACCCAGGACAGGAGGAGGAUGGGGAAAACACGGUGCCCAAGGGCCCAGCAGUCAUGGAGGGUGGUAGAGGGCUCAGGAGGAGAUGCAACCCCACAGCUGGUGCUGGCACAGCUUGGGGAGGAGGUUCAAGGGGCCAUUCCAAUGGAUCGCUGCCCUCUCCUGCACUUGGAGGGGGAUUUUAAGGCAGGCACCAGCCCUGAUGCUGUGCCACAGGGCUGAGACGGAGAAACCUCAUCAGGCUCAGGGCUGAGAAGGCAGUUUUAUCCACAGUGGGCUUUUAUACCAAUAAAAAAGAAAUACCAC